AUGAAAUAAUCAGUUUAAAGAUACUCUGUAAAAAUCCUAUCUCACGAAAUAAUAGAAAAAAAAGUUUAUUACAUAAUAAAUGUUUAUAAUAUUGCAGGUGGGGAACCGAAGGAGACAAGAAAACGAUUUUCAGAAAUAGAAUCUAUGCAUCAAAAAAUAUUAGAUUGGAUAAAUAUUUUUAAAAUACGAAUUCAAAAUCUCAAUUUCCCAAAAAAAAAAAUAUUCUUUCAUACUAAUCAAAGUGAAGAAAGUAUCUUGAAGCGUGUAAAUUUUUUAAUUAUUAAAGAGAGGAGAACUUUAAUCAUAUUUUAAUUAAAUAUUAACAUAUUCUGAAUUGCUGUGUUUGGAUGUAGUCGAAGAAAUGCUUCCAAAAGAAAUAUUGAGUUAGAAAUAAUUUGGAUAAAAUGUAGAUAGAAGAUGGUAUGAGAUUUAAUAAUUGAAAGAAUAAUAUUUAGCUAAGCAUAGUGAUUCUAUUUUUUCAUUACCUUAAAAAAAGAUUGGGAAUUCUAAUAAUAAGUAUUAAAGAAAAUAAAUAUAUUAAUAGAUAACAAUAUAUUUUUAAAUUUUAAGAUCAUAGUAUAAUAGAUGAUUGUAUCCUAUAUACAAUUGAAGUAAAUGAUACAAUAACGAAGAAGAGAUGGAUGUUUGGUUAACGCUAUUAGGAUAUAAGAGAUUAUCAUAAGCAACUGAAAAAUCUUCAUUUUGAUUUUCCUCUUCCUGAUCUGCCUGAAAAAAGAUCUGUAAGUUUAAAAGAAGUAGUUGAUUUGUGGGAAAGGAAAUCGUAAUUGGAGUAUUAUUUAAAUAGAUUGUUUAGGUAAAAUAUUAGAAAUGAUUUAGUUAUUAAAUUAUUGUUGAAAAUGAUGUAAUGGUUUUUUUUAUAGCUAAAAGUCAACUUGAUGGAAAUGAAAUAGGUUGUAGGUCUUAAGGAAAUUAAAAAAAUAUAUUAGAUGUAUAGUCUUCAUAAUAUAUUAUAGUAUUCAAGUAUUCAAUCAAAAAGUCAAACUACUAUAGAAAAGAUUGAUGAUGAAAAAAGAUAAUCUAGGCAAAUAGUUUGUUGA
Paramecium sonneborni is the source of this 1058-nucleotide messenger RNA. The record is from the annotation of a GenBank genome assembly. Lineage: Eukaryota; Ciliophora; Oligohymenophorea; Peniculida; Parameciidae.